CCCAUAGGUAGGUGGAAAGGACAUAUCACAUAUAACUCUGCUACUGACAGUCACUCACUUGAAUUGAGUAUUGAUAAAAUUGUGUUCGACCUUAAUUGCCAUUCAUCUUAGAUCUUAAUCACUAAUCACUCCCGGUUUUCUAUCGUGAUACUAAGAUAGAUAGUAUUAUAGACUCAUAAAACUCCCACUCAGAUACCUACGCUUUUACUAAAAGACCAAAAUGAUACGCCAUAAGAGUACCAUUUAUGGCGGCAAGCUCAUCGCCAUGAUAACGCUUGUUGAUACCAUUUCAUCUUGCUGGUUUGGUUAUGACCAAGGUGUAUUCGCCGGCGUGCUCAUUUCCACAGAUUUUAAAGCAGUAUUCCCCGAAACCUUAGAUGCCAAUAUAUCUGGCAUAACUUCCAGUUGUUUCUUCAUUGGCGCUUUUCUGGGCUCAAUAGCAGCCUUCGUGCUUGGCGACAAACUUGGGAGGAGGAAGACUAUCGCGUUGGGAUUAAUCCUGAACUUAAUAGGGGCGACGCUGCAGUUUCUUUCCUGGGGCCUACCGCAGAUGAUUAUCGGGCGGGUAGUGAAUGGGCUUGGAAUUGGAUUAACUUCCACAACAACACCGGUAUAUCUCUCCGAAUGUGCCAAAUCUCACCAGCGGGGCAUGCUUGUGGGCAUAGGCGCUUCGUCAAACGUCACCAUGUUUGCAUUGGCGAACUGGAUCAACUACGCCCUCUUCUCCCAGACGGGACCUAUGCAAUGGCGUUUCCCCCUCGCCUUCCAGAUCAUUUUCUUCUUCAUGAUCGCUCCGCUCCUCUUCUUCGUGCCUGAUUCUCCAAGGUGGCUACUACUGGUAGACAGGGAAGCCGAGGCCUUGGAUGUGCUUGCCCGGCUGGCCGGGAAAGACAUCCCCAUGGACGACGCGGGUGUGACGGCAGAGUUUCGCUCCAUCAAGUCGGCCAUAGACCUCGAGAGAGAGGACCGCACGCCUCUCAUGGACGUCAUAUGCUUCCGUGAUAAGACGCAUAACUUCCGCCGAUUGAUUCUGUCAUGUGGUACACAGUUUAUGCAGCAGUUCAGCGGCAUCAACGCUCUCGGUUUCUAUCUACCCACGCUACUGACUGAGAACGUCGGCUUCACCGAGGAGAUGAGUCGACUGAUCGCAGCCGUCAACGGUACGGUUUACCUCAUUUCGGCAUUUGGAAGCUUGAUUGGCAUUGACCGCUUCGGGCGGCGAAAACUUAUGAUGUGGGGUUCAAUUUUGAUGGGUCUCUGCCAUCUCAUCGCGUCUCUUACGCUUAGAGAGAGCGACGCGGAUAUUUCGAAGAGGGAGCUGAUGGGUAAUGUUACGACUGCAAUGUUCAUCGUGUAUCAUGUAUUCUUCGGCGUCACAUUUGCCAGUACGCCGUGGAUCUACUCCGCCGAGGUGAACUCCCUGGGCUGGCGGGCCCGCGGUGCUGCGGCUGCAACUGCGACGAAUUGGCUUUUGGGCUUCGUAGUCACGCAGUACACCAAAGUGGGCAUCGACAACCUCAAAUGGGCGUUCUACCUAAUGUUCGCAAUCUUCUGUUUCUCCUGGUUUCCCAUAAUACUGCUGUUCUACCCUGAAACCUCCAACCGGACGCUGGAAGACAUGGACCAUAUGUUCAUACAGAACCCAUCGAUAUUCGUGUACGGAAAGCCGGAUAUGACGCAGCAUAUUCGGCCCUUGAGCUUUAUAGACGCGGAGGCUCAGCGCAUUGCUAAUUGCUAGACUUUGAUGGAUAUGAUAGAUGAUAGAGCUUGAUGAUAGGCAACUAGGGGCUGGGGGGUAUGCGUCAUGAUGUAAAAGGGACCUGGUCUUGGUGUUUGGGAGGGGAUCUUGCGGUAUACGUUAAUUACUAGGUAGGUAGACUUCGGAAGAUUAGAGAAUCUUUUCGAAGCUGAGAUAUGAAUUAAUGUAAAGACGUUCAUGUCGGUAUCAAGUCUGACUGUCAAUUAAACAUUGAGUACCUACGUA
Hypoxylon fragiforme is the source of this 1984-nucleotide messenger RNA. RefSeq names its product putative sugar transporter. Gene Ontology annotation, biological process: carbohydrate transport; transmembrane transport. The coding region runs from base 221 to 1738 and encodes 505 amino acids. The record is from RefSeq and is a predicted model, not a curated record. The transcript is spliced from 9 exons. Lineage: Eukaryota; Fungi; Ascomycota; Sordariomycetes; Xylariales; Hypoxylaceae. Gene Ontology annotation, molecular function: carbohydrate:proton symporter activity. Gene Ontology annotation, cellular component: membrane.